GGUGACUACUCUAGAGCUCUUCGCGGAGGGAAAGCGGAGGUAGUUUGGCCCAGGUCGCCUGCCAUUGCGGCGGAGCGUCACGCAGAGGAUUGUGGGUGCGGUCCCACGUGAGGCUCGGAGAAGGCUCCCAGGAGUAUUUGGUUUCUUCAAGCAUUUGUCCAGUCAGACAUUUAAAAAUGUCAUCCAAACAAGAGAUAAUGAGUGACCAGCGGUUUAAGCAGGUUACAAAGGACCCAAGAUUUUGGGAAAUGCCAGAAAAGGAUCGAAAAGUCAAAAUUGACAAAAGAUUUCGAGCAAUGUUUCAUGACAAAAAGUUCAAGUUGAAUUAUGCUGUGGAUAAAAGAGGACGCCCCAUCACCCACAGCACUACAGAGGACUUGAAACGUUUUUACGAUCUUUCAGAUUCUGAUUCAGAUCUCUCGGAUGAAGAUAACAAAGCAUUAAACCAAAAGAAAAUAAAGAAGAAAAAACCCCAGAAAAAUGAAAUUGAAUCAAAUCUAGUUGAGAAAAAGAAAGAAACCAAGAAAAUUAACCAAAAGGAUUCUGGAAAUAAAAAUGAUUUGGAUAACUCUGACAAAAUUCAGAAAAUGAAAAACUCAUGCAAAUAUAAGAAGGUAGAUUCAAAAAUAAGUCCCAAGAAAGAUAGUGAAGAAUUUGUGCCAAAAAGUACAAAAGGGGAAAAAAGUAAUGUUCAACAUAAUACAGACUUGUGUCCCAAAGGAAGUCUAAGGACAGUAGACUCAGGCACUUCUGAAAUUGUGAAAUCUCCCACGAUCAAGUAUUCUGAGACAAGAAGAGAAAUGCAGUCAGUGGUUCCGCUAUCAGUGGCAAGACACAGUGAUGGUUAUGAAAACUCACUGGGUAAAAAAAUGUUUGAUAAAGAUGUUCUGGAGGAAGAUUUAGAAAGCACUAGUGAAAUAGGAAGUGAUGAAGAAUCUGAAGAUGGGAUUACAGGCAUUGGUAGAGCUUCAGAUGAUGAUGAUAACAGUGAUGAAAAUGAGGAGGAUGAGGAUGAAAGUGAUGAUAGUGAGGAUGAUGAUGAAAGUGACAGUGGCCCUGAUCUUGCAAGAGGUAAAGGAAAUAUAGAAACUAGUUCUGAAGAUGAAGAAGAUAUGGAAGAUUUAUUUCCAGAGGAAUCUGGUUUUGAGCAUGCUUGGAGAGAACUAGAUAAAGAUGCUCCUCGGAGUGAUGAGAUUACACGUCGAUUGGCAGUUUGCAACAUGGACUGGGAUAGAUUAAAGGCAAAAGAUUUGCUGGCUCUGUUCAAUUCAUUUAAACCUAAAGGAGGUGUUAUAUUUUCUGUAAAGAUAUAUUUUUCGGAGUUUGGAAAAGAGAGGAUGAAGGAAGAGCAAGUUCAAGGACCAGUCGAGUUAUUAAGUAUUCCUGAAGAUGCCCCUGAAAAGGACUGGACCUCUAGAGAAAAAUUGAGAGAUUAUCAAUUCAAACGACUAAAAUACUGUUAUGCAGUAGUAGAAUGCGAUUCUCCUGAAACAGCCGCUAAACUUUAUGAGGAUUGUGAUGGCCUGGAAUUUGAAAGUAGUUGUUCCUUUGUAGAUCUGAGGUUUAUACCAGAUGAUAUUACUUUUGAUGAUGAGCCCAAGGACGUAGCCUUAGAAGUGGAUUUAACAGCAUAUAAACCAAAAUAUUUCACAUCUGCUGCAAUGGGAACAUCAACGGUGGAGAUCACUUGGGAUGAGACUGAUCAUGACAGAAUUACAACACUCAACAGGAAGUUUAAAAAGGAAGAGCUUUUGGACAUGGAUUUUCAAGCCUAUUUAGCUUCCUCUAGUGAAGAUGAAGAGGAAAUAGAAGAUGGGCUACAAGGUGAUGCUGAAGUCAAUGUAGAAGAAGAUGGGAAAACAAAAAAACAUCAGAAAGAUGAUGAAGAACAAAUUGCUAAAUAUAGGCAACUCUUGCAAGUUAUUCAAGAAAAAGAAAAGAAAAGAAAAGAAAAUGAUAUGGAAAUGGAAAUUAAGUGGGUUCCAGGUCUUAAAGAAAGUGCAGAAGAGAUGGUCAAAAACAAAUUGGAAGGAAAGGAUAAACUGACUCCUUGGGAACAAUUUUUAGAGAAGAAGAAAGAGAAAAAAAGACUGAAAAAGAAACAGAAGGCUCUUGCUGAAGAGUCCAGUGAAGAUGAACUUCCCUCUGAUGUUGAUAUGAAUGACCCAUACUUUGCUGAAGAAGUUAAAAAAAUUGAAAAGAAGAAAUCAGUGAAAUCUGCAACAGAUGGCCCAUCUCCAGAGGAGGAGGCUGAAAUAGAGAAACAAAAGGCUGAAAUGGCUUUGCUCAUGAUGGAUGAGGAGGAAGAGAACAAGAAACACUUCAAUUACAACAAGAUUGUGGAGCACCAGAAUCUAAGCAAAAAGAAGAAAAAACAGCUUAUAAAAAAGAAGGAGUUAUUAGAGGAUGACUUUGAGGUAAAUGUUAAGGAUGCACGGUUUCAGGCAAUGUAUACUUCCCACUUGUUCAAUUUGGACCCUUCGGAUCCUAACUUCAAGAAAACAAAAGCUAUGGACAAAAUUCUUGAGGAGAAAGCCCGUCAAAGAGAACAAAAAGAACAAGAACUAACUCAGGCAAUAAAGAAAAAAGAGAGUGAAAUUCAAAAGGAAUCACAAAAGAGGUCCAUUGAUCCUGCCUUGUCAAUGUUGAUUAAAUCGGUAAAAAACAAAACAGAGCAGUUUCAAGCAAGAAAAAAACAAAAAGUCAAAUAGCUGUAUGUUGUUUCUUUUUAGAUUAGAAAUGUGAUCUCUCUAAAGUUUACAAAAGUGGUAGAAAGAAUAUUUAUUGGGAACAAAGCUACCUUUCAAGAAUAUGAAUAAAGUCUUACUCUGACUAUUGAAAAA
Molecule: messenger RNA, 2843 nt
Organism: Myotis myotis
Lineage: Eukaryota; Metazoa; Chordata; Mammalia; Chiroptera; Vespertilionidae
Gene: ESF1
Product: ESF1 nucleolar pre-rRNA processing protein homolog
Exons: 14
Coding region: 177-2711 (844 amino acids)
Biological process (GO): rRNA processing
Cellular component (GO): nucleus
Molecular function (GO): RNA binding
Source: RefSeq, a predicted model, not a curated record